This is a messenger RNA of Daucus carota subsp. sativus, 2838 nucleotides long. RefSeq names its product pyrophosphate-energized vacuolar membrane proton pump. Gene Ontology annotation, molecular function: inorganic diphosphate phosphatase activity; diphosphate hydrolysis-driven proton transmembrane transporter activity. The transcript has 8 exons. Gene Ontology annotation, cellular component: membrane. Bases 201 to 2498 code for a protein of 765 amino acids. Gene Ontology annotation, biological process: proton transmembrane transport. The record is from RefSeq and is a predicted model, not a curated record. NCBI's taxonomy places the organism in Eukaryota, Viridiplantae, Streptophyta, Magnoliopsida, Apiales, Apiaceae.
CAUCUGACGUGUGAUACAACAGUCUCCACCGUAACAACCAUACUCCCAACCGCACUCUACACGCCCCAAUCUUAUCCUCUGUACCUCACACCCACCAUUAUAUAAACACCGCCUCGUUACACUAAACCCCUCUCCUCUCCUCACUCUCUUAUCUCCUUUGUUUUCUUUUCUCUUCUCUCCGGCCGGCGAGAUUAGCCACAAUGGCAUUGCCCAUGCUCUCAGAUCUGGCAACGGAGAUCGUGAUUCCGACCUGCGCAGUGAUCGGAAUCAUCUUCUCACUUGUCCAGUGGGUUAUAGUUUCUCAGGUCAAGCUCUCGCCGGAGAAAAACUCGGCGCCGAAAAAUAACAAGAAUGGCUAUAACGAUUUCUUGAUUGAAGAAGAAGAGGGCAUUAAUGACCACAACGUCGUUGCUAAAUGUGCUGAAAUUCAAAGCGCUAUCUCCGAAGGUGCAACAUCCUUUUUGUACACUGAAUAUCAGUAUGUUAGUAUUUUCAUGGUUGCUUUUGCAAUUCUCAUUUUUCUCUUUCUGGGGUCUGUUGAGGGCUUCAGCACAAAGAGCCAGGCAUGCACUUACGACAAAUCUAAGACGUGCAAGCCAGCACUCGCCACUGCUGUCUUUAGCACCAUAUCAUUUCUGCUUGGUGCUAUCACAUCUAUCGUGUCUGGUUUUCUUGGAAUGAAAAUUGCGACAUAUGCGAAUGCAAGGACCACUCUGGAAGCAAGGAAAGGUGUUGGUAAAGCUUUUAUCACUGCAUUCAGGUCUGGUGCAGUUAUGGGUUUCCUUCUGGCUGCCAAUGGUCUUUUAGUUCUAUAUAUUAUCAUCAAUCUCUUUAAGUUGUAUUACGGUGAUGACUGGGAAGGCCUUUUUGAAGCAAUUACUGGAUACGGGCUUGGUGGGUCUUCUAUGGCCCUAUUUGGAAGAGUUGGUGGCGGUAUAUAUACCAAGGCUGCUGAUGUUGGUGCCGACCUUGUUGGAAAAGUUGAAAGGAAUAUUCCAGAAGAUGACCCAAGAAACCCAGCUGUUAUUGCAGACAAUGUUGGAGAUAAUGUCGGUGAUAUUGCAGGAAUGGGAUCUGAUCUUUUUGGCUCAUAUGCCGAGUCAUCUUGUGCUGCCCUUGUCGUUGCUUCAAUCUCCUCUUUUGGCAUCAAUCACGAGUUCACUGCAAUGUGUUAUCCCUUACUCAUUAGUUCCAUGGGAAUCCUUGUUUGCUUGAUAACUACCCUUUUUGCUACUGAUUUUUUCGAAAUCAAAGAAGUCAAUGAAAUUGAGCCAGCCCUGAAGAAGCAGCUUAUCAUCUCCACUGUUCUCAUGACUGUUGGAGUUGCAAUUGUUAGCUGGAUUGCACUACCAUCAUCCUUCACCAUUUUCAACUUUGGUACUCAGAAAGUAGUAACUAACUGGCAAUUGUUUUUGUGCGUUUGUGUUGGUCUCUGGGCAGGGCUUAUUAUUGGCUUUGUCACCGAGUACUACACAAGCAAUGCUUACAGCCCCGUGCAAGAUGUUGCUGAUUCCUGCCGGACUGGAGCUGCAACAAAUGUUAUUUUUGGCCUUGCACUAGGAUACAAAUCUGUCAUUAUUCCCAUUUUUGCCAUUGCAGUCAGUAUUUUUGUUAGUUUUAGCUUUGCUGCCAUGUAUGGGAUUGCCGUUGCUGCACUUGGUAUGCUGAGCACCAUUGCCACUGGACUGGCUAUUGAUGCAUAUGGUCCUAUCAGUGACAAUGCUGGAGGCAUUGCUGAGAUGGCAGGCAUGAGUCACAGGAUACGUGAAAGGACUGAUGCCCUUGAUGCAGCUGGAAACACCACUGCUGCCAUUGGAAAGGGAUUUGCCAUUGGAUCUGCUGCUCUUGUUUCAUUAGCGCUUUUUGGUGCCUAUGUAAGUCGUGCAUCAAUCACUGUAGUUGAUGUAUUGACCCCAAAGGUCUUCAUAGGCUUGCUGGUUGGUGCCAUGCUUCCUUACUGGUUCUCUGCUAUGACCAUGAAGAGUGUGGGUAGUGCCGCUUUAAAGAUGGUUGAGGAGGUCCGCAGACAAUUUAACACCAUUCCUGGCCUCAUGGAAGGCACUGCCAAGCCUGAUUAUGCAACCUGUGUUAAGAUUUCAACUGAUGCAUCUCUAAAGGAGAUGAUCCCCCCUGGUGCUCUUGUGAUGCUUACACCACUCAUUGUUGGAAUCUUAUUUGGAGUGGAGACCCUGUCUGGUGUUCUUGCUGGUUCUCUUGUUUCUGGUGUCCAGAUAGCAAUAUCUGCAUCCAACACUGGUGGUGCCUGGGACAAUGCAAAGAAAUAUAUCGAGGCUGGGGCCUCUGAACAUGCCAGAUCUCUUGGACCAAAGGGUUCUGAUCCACACAAAGCUGCUGUAAUUGGUGACACCAUUGGAGACCCCCUAAAGGACACUUCUGGCCCAUCACUCAAUAUCCUUAUCAAGCUUAUGGCAGUUGAGUCCCUUGUAUUUGCCCCCUUCUUUGCUACUCAUGGUGGCGUGCUUUUUAAGAUCUUUUAAAGAAAGAUAAACAAACGGAACACAACAUGGAAGGGAGGAUCACACAUGACCUUUUCACCCUGUAGUAGUUAUUUUUCUUUCAUAGUCCUCUCCGCAUCUUUUCAGAAACUGUUCUCUUCCCAAAAAUGUUUUGAGUUAGUACGUGGUCAGCAAGUAUUAUUUUUGAUAAUGAUGACAACGACGGCAAGUAAUGAUGAUACAAUCCAUCAAACUAGCAAGGUUAGAAUUGAGAACAUGUGUACUAGUUUUCUUUUUAGCUAGCUUUUAGAACAUCUAGUAUCAAGUAUCCUUGUGGAAGAGAAUUAGACAUUUGGUUCAUUAUAUCAUUUAUUUUCUUAUU